Messenger RNA from Capsella rubella, 1556 nucleotides. RefSeq lists its product as uncharacterized. Bases 73 to 1443 code for a protein of 456 amino acids. The transcript has 7 exons. NCBI's taxonomy places the organism in Eukaryota, Viridiplantae, Streptophyta, Magnoliopsida, Brassicales, Brassicaceae. The record is from RefSeq and is a predicted model, not a curated record.
UACAAGCGGCUCUAGUUGAGCUCUCCGGCCAAUCUGAUCUAUUGAAUUUACCGGAAAAAAAAGAGAAAAAAAAUGGUGUCUUUGGUCACUUCUUCUCUUACAUGCUCAAGCCUUACUCUGAAUCUUCUUCCUUUUACGCGGACUGAAUCACCAGUUUCACCCUCCAGACAAUGUCGAGCAGCUUAUGUGGCGGCAACGACUCCGAGAUAUGAUAACGAUACCGCCAGUGAUUCUUCUCAGAAACCCACCAAAUUCGUCACAUUUCUUGGAAAAGGCGGUUCCGGUAAGACCACCGCCGCUGUUUUCGCCGCUCAGCAUUACGCAUUGGCUGGAUUGAGUACAUGCUUAGUGGUACAAAGUCAAGACCCUUCUGCUGAUUUCCUCCUUGGAACCAAGAUUGGGACCUCUCCUACUUUGAUCAACGACAAUCUCUCUGUCAUUAGGCUGGAAACCACAAAAAUGCUUCUAGAACCUCUUAAACAGCUGAAGCUAGCAGACGCUCGACUUAACAUGACCCAAGGGGUUCUUGAAGGGGUGGUUGGUGAAGAGCUAGGAGUGCUUCCAGGGAUGGAUUCUAUCUUUUCAAUGCUUGAACUCGAGAGGCUUGUUGGUUUCUUUAGGCAAGCAACCCGAAAGAACCACAAGGGGAAGACUUUUGAUGUUGUAAUUUACGAUGGCAUUAGCACUGAGGAAACUCUUCGGAUGAUAGGUUUAAGCAGUAAAACAAGAUUGUAUGUGAAAUAUCUGAGAAGUUUGGCCGAGAAGACGGAUUUGGGGAGGCUAACAAGUCCUUCCAUUAUGAGAUUUGUUGAUGAGUCAAUGAACAUAGGCGGCAAUAAGUCGCCAUUCGAUGGUAUGACAAGUCCUGCCAUGUGGGAUACUUUGGAACGUUUAUUGGAGACAGGUGCUUCAGCUUGGAGAGAUCCAGAGAGAUUCAGGAGUUUUCUUGUAAUGGACCCAAAUAAUCCUAUGUCUGUUAAAGCUGCAUUACGGUAUUGGGGUUGUACAGUACAAGCAGGAUCACAUGCUUCCGGGGCGUUUGCUAUUUCUUCUUCUCAUCAGACAAGCAAAAUCCCAAAAGAAGAUUUCGUGCCUCUGCCCUUUGCUUCUGCAUCAGUUCCAUUUACUGUAGAUGGUCUGGAUUGGGGCAAAAUUCUGCUGGACCAAGCGAAUGCGAGUAUCCGGGAACUAUUAUCUGAAACAGUAAGGAAUGGAAGCAGCUUGACAACAACAGUAAUGUUUGAUACAGCAAAGAAAUUGGUGACUCUUUUCAUGCCUGGCUUUGAAAAAUCGGAAAUCAAACUGUACCAGUACAGAGGAGGUUCUGAGCUCUUAAUAGAAGCUGGAGACCAAAGACGGGUGAUUAAUUUACCGUCUCAGAUUCAAGGAAAGGUUGGAGGAGCCAAGUUUGUGGACAGAAGUCUGAUCAUCACAAUGCGAUAAUACAUUUUCUAAGAACUAAUUUGUUCUUAUUUGUACACCAGAGAUGUGUAGUUUGUUCUCAAAUCCAAUACAGACACAAAAAAUGAGAGAAAGAAAACUCAAGAAGACAAACA